This is a messenger RNA of Drosophila serrata, 6230 nucleotides long. RefSeq names its product ADAMTS-like no long nerve cord (gene nolo). Gene Ontology annotation, cellular component: extracellular matrix. The record is from RefSeq and is a predicted model, not a curated record. NCBI's taxonomy places the organism in Eukaryota, Metazoa, Arthropoda, Insecta, Diptera, Drosophilidae. Gene Ontology annotation, biological process: extracellular matrix organization.
AUGGCGGUUGUGCCGCGGAAAAAGUCGUAAUUUCCAAGGAGAAGAUAAUCUGUCGCGUCGGUUCUUUUUUCAAAUGCUAGUAUGACAUAAAAUUUAUACGACGAUUCCUUGUCUUAACGCUAACAAAAUGAAGAACAUUCAUCCAUAAAAGCCUCGGAAAAGGCUCAAAAGCUGAAGUGACGAUGGAAAUUAAGCGCGCGACUUUUGGCCGACUUUCCCUUUGAUCUUAAAGGCAUAGCGACAAUAAAUAUAAAUAAUUAUAGUAAAUACAUCAUAAAAAAGAAAAGGAAAGGAAAGGAUAACUUUUUCGCGUUCCGCGCUUCCUAUAAGAAAAUCCUUUUUACGCGUUCAGCCUCCUAACCAAAGAAAAAGGAACAGCAGCAGAACUUUUCACGUCGUGGAAGUUUCUUGUGUUUUUUACUGCUGCAGGGAGGCAAACAAAGUCAAAGUUACAGAGAAAGUUGUUGUGCAACGUGUGGCAAGUGCGGCUAAAAAAAAUUGUAUGCAGCAGAGAGUUUAACUCGAUUUUAGUGUCCAACAAUCAGUACAGCAAAAUUGUGGAAAAGGCUGCGGAAUUGCUAAAGUGGAUUAGCGCCGGCAUUCAAUUCCUUCAACUCCUUUUUGUCCAUGAAAUCAUGAUUACGAGAAAAUGCUGAUAAAAAUGUCAAUGAACAUUUUUCUUAAGUCUCAGCAAAUUCGUGCAGCCUUGCUUGUGGCAACUCUUUGCCUGCUUUUGGAUGCACGAACUGCCUGGGCAAAGAAGCUAAAUGCGAGCCAGGCAUUCGACGACACAUGGAACACAGCAUCCGAUUUAGAAAAUGAGCUGGAGCAACAGAAGCGAGCGAAGGGCCAAGGUGGAGGAGGCAGCGGACCCGGCCAGUGGUCGACCUGGUCGGACUGGUCGACGUGCUCGCGCACCUGCGACGGCGGCAUCAUGCAACAGAUACGUAGGUGCAGCAACUCCGGCAGCUGCCGCGGCGAGAGCGCCCGCUUCCGCAUCUGCAACAUGCAGCCCUGUCCGGAGCAGCAGGACUUCCGCUCCAGCCAGUGUGCCGCCUACAACGAUGUCCCCUACGAUGGCACUCUGUACAAGUGGACACCGCAUUACGACUACGUCGAGCCCUGUGCGCUCACGUGCAGAGGCCACCCGGCGCACCUCGUUGAGGACAUAUCCCGGGAGACGGGUGGCGGCCACGACGAGGAAUCGGAGCACUACGACGAGCAGAGUGUCAUUGUGCAACUGUCGGCGCGCGUCCAAGAUGGAACCCGCUGUCGUUCUGGCAGCCUGGAUAUGUGCAUCCAAGGAAAAUGUCAGCGCGUUGGCUGCGACUUGAAAAUCGGCUCCACAAAGAAAAUCGACGGCUGCGGCGUUUGCGGUGGCGAUGGAAACUCCUGCUCCCAGCCGCUCUACUACUGGGAGAUGGCACCGAUGUCGCAGUGCUCUGCCACCUGCGGCGGAGGAUACAAAAUGGCUCGUCCAAUAUGCAGAAAUCGUCUAACCAACGCCGAUGUGGAUGAUACUCUUUGCAGCCUCACUAAUCGCCCGGAGGCGUCAGUGGAGCAAUGUAAUACUCACAGCUGUCCGCCGCGCUGGAUAACCGACGACUGGAGCACCUGCAGCAGGCUCUGUGGACAUGGGUACCGUGAGCGGAUGGUGGUCUGUGCCGAGGAGUCUAACGCCAUCAAAACGAGGGUUGCAGAUAUCAUGUGCCGCUCACCGAAACCGCCGACACAAGAGACCUGCAUUAUCGAGGAGUGUCCGCAUUGGGAGGUCGAGGACUGGACUGGGUGCUCGGUUUCCUGCGGACAGGGAAUACAAAUGCGAGGCGUGGAAUGCAAAUCAACGGACGGCAGCCUGAGUGCCAAGUGUGAUCCGCUCACAAAGCCGGGGAGCAUGCAGCAGUGCUCCACGGGAAUCCCCUGCGGAGGUGAAGGCGCCUCCCAGAACAAAGGCGGUGGCACCAUCAUUGUGGGCAGCAGUCGCUCUGGGAAUGAGCGGUCAGAGCGGGAGAUGGACAGAUCCGACGCGGAUGACGAUGACGACGAGGACUUGGACGAUGAGGCCGAGGACAUUGACGACCUGGAAUCGGGUCAGGAUACCGAUGACGGCGAGGGCUUGUCGUAUGCCGAUCAACCCUUGCGCUACUCCCACCAAACACAGAGUCGCCUGCACCAGGAAGCCCCGAACGAGCCGCGAACCAUGCGAUUGAUGGGCGGCAAUUCAAAUAGUAACUACAACCGGAGAGGAGGUGACACCGACGGGCCUUCGCUGGAUCCCAGCUUCGUGAAAGACACCGACUGGUCACCUUGCAGCGUUACCUGUGGCGAGGGCAUUCGUCGUCGCACCUACAAGUGCAAAAUAUUUUUGGAAUACUCCAGGACAGUGGCGACCGUAAAUGACUCUCUUUGUGAGGGAACCAAGCCCCAUGACGAGGCGGAGCGCUGCGUGGAGGAUCCGUGCGUGCUGCCCUCGCAUGGGUUCGACGACCAGUUUCCCAGGGACUCAAUCAAGGUCGGUGUCUCGGAACCUGGCAAGACGUACGUGUGGAGGGAACAGGGCUACACAUCCUGCAGUGCCUCCUGCCUCGGAGGCGUGGAGGAGCUGAUCAUCAACUGCGUGAGGGAGGAUAACGGCAGGGUGGUUUCACCCUUCCUCUGCUCGCCAGAAACCAAACCCGAAGCGCGGGUUCGCACCUGCAACGACCGUCCCUGUCCGCCGAGGUGGAACUACUCGGACUACACGCCCUGCUCCAAGAGUUGCGGCAUUGGCAUCAAGACGCGCGAGGUGCAGUGCAUCCACGAGGUGACCCGCGGGGGCGAGAACACCAUGGUGGUGCCGAACAGCAUGUGCCCACAGCCGCCGCCUGCCGACAGGCAGUACUGCAACGUGCUCGAUUGCCCCGUCCGCUGGGAGGUGGGCGAGUGGUCCAAGUGCUCGCACACCUGCGGAUACGGGUUCAAGGACCGCAAGGUGGAGUGCAAGCAGAUCAUGGCGCAGGAGCACAAGAUCGAGCGGCCAGAGUCGAUGUGUCCGAGCGCGAAGCCACCGGACAAGAAGCCGUGCAACGUGAAGCCCUGUCCGCCGGAGGACCCCAAGCCCGUUAUCCAGAUCAAUAACUCCACACACAUUCAGCAUGAUCCCAAGAAGACCAAGAUCACACUCAAGGUGGGCGGUGCCGGGGUGGUGUUCUUCGGCACCCAGGUGAAGAUCAAGUGCCCGGUGAAGAGGUACAAUCGCACCAAAAUCAAGUGGAGCAAGGACCACAAGCCGCUGCAGCGCUCACGAAAAUUCAAGGUGUCCAAGAAGGGCGCCCUUCGCAUUCUCGACAUCACGUUCCGCGACGCCGGGGUCUACUCCUGUCACGCAGGACUCAGCUCGGCGGAGAUUAGCAUCGAGGUGAAGGCCAAGCCGGGCCAGCAGGCCGAGGAGCUGGAACGCCAGGAGUCGGAUCGCCUGGUGCGUGAACGGAGCGGCACGGAGGCUCUUACCUCGGCGGACAUGACGUCAGUGGACGGUGCAGGAGUGGGAGCUGGAACUGGAUCUGAUGGCCUCCCUGAUGGGUCCACGCAGCAGCAGGGCACACGUCGGAGGCAGCAGCAGUCGGAGCGCCUCCAGAAUGGCAGGGAGCGGAGCCGGAGGCCCAAGUCGGACGGAGUGCAGCAUGCGGACAGCAGCAUCAUGGAGGACGAUCAUUCGCAAUUAGUGAAAUCCCAGGACAGGGUUCCGCAGCCAGCGAGUGCCAGCAGUGGCGGCAGUCGGACCAGGACUCUGCUGGCCAUGCCGUACUUCCAGGCUCUGCUCAGCCACCUCCAGUUCCUAUGGCCGCUGCAGCGCUUCAAGGACUCUCGUGGCCAGCAUUUACUCCGCGGCGAGGCGGUCAAGUACGGCCUCGACUCGGAAGCCGCCCACUUCGAGCAGGACGAGCCGAUGCGUGCGAUGGCCAAAGAGCUGCACACCGAGGCGGGUCCCAUUCGCACGGCCUCCGAGUCGAUGGGGGUCAAGGCAGUGGACGCAGGCCAGGACCCGGACAUGGAAAUCUUGCCUCACAUGCCCCACGCACGAUGGGAAAUCGCAGCGGCCACCACAACAACGGCGAUGCCGGCCCUCGAGAGCGCCGAUUACGUCUACAAAUGGCAGUUGGGCAAAUGGUCCAAGUGCUCGCAGGACUGCGGAGCAGAUGGCAGCGGCUUGCAGCGACGCACUCUGGGCUGCCGGAGAGCUGCGGCAAGGGCCGGGAACUCCAGCGCGGAGCAGGUCGUGGAUAAUUCAGAGUGCACCGCCCACGGGCUGGAGCAGCCCCAGACGUUCCGGAGCUGCGGCAACGAGCCCUGUCCGCAGUGGACCAAGGGCGAGUGGUCGCUCUGCCAGCAGUCCCGCUGCCACGGCAGGAACACGGCCGUGCAGCGCCGCGAGGUGUCCUGCCGGCACGAGAACGGGACGGCGGGAAGUGCCUGCGACGAGUACGAGCGUCCGGCCAUGCGCCAGGAGUGCUACAACGAGCGCUGCAAGGGCGUGUGGCGUGUGGAGCCCUGGUCAGAGUGCAACGCUCCGUGCGGCCGACAGGGUAUCAAGUAUCGCAUCCUGCAGUGCGUCUGGUACGGGAGUCGCCGGCCGGCGGGCAAUGUGUGCAAACACCAGCCCCGACCGGCGGUCAUGAAAAUCUGCAAAAGUCCGUCCUGCCAGACCAAAAUGUCGUCCUCGAUGCAUUGUCGCGACUCGUCGCGUUACUGCCGGAAUGCGCUUGCCAUGGGCCUGUGCCGACUUCAUCGCUACAAGGAGAAGUGCUGCGGAUCCUGUCAGCAGCCACAGAACGAUAAAUAUAUUACCCAUUAGCUCCGAAUAAGCGGGCCAUCUAAUUAUCGAACUCUGCAAGCAAUUACUCUAAGUACCGUAAAUAUUGACAACUAUAGCAAGAUAUAAAGUUAAACUUAUCCAUAUUUAUGUAUUUCGAGCAGAGCCCUCACAAUAGCACUAGUUCUAGUUUAUUUUCGUACCGAGUCUAGGAAAAACAUAGGUAAAUAUAUUUCGGUUUUAUUUUCAAAUGUUUUGCGCAAUCAACAGAAAGAGCCUAAUUUACGUUCAUUGUUCGCAACCCGGCGGGAAAGAAUUAUAAUAUUACCAUUUAUAUCUAAAGUAAGCGUAAAAUAUUGUUAGAUCUGCCCUAGGCAAGUGUCCUCUGGCAAAUCAUUGGGCUUCAGAAUUUGUAAAGCGAACUGGUCGUCGGUGGCAGCAGAUUUGCUUUAAGCAAUUAAAUCCCUAAACAUGAAUGGGCUCGUAACGUACUAAACCCUAUCGGGUUAGACUAAGUUUCUAGGCCACAAUCCUCGUAGUACAUUCGUGUAUUAAUGCAAGUCGAUUUGCAUGGCGCCACCUUAUAUAGUGUAUGCGAGGGAUCUCGAGUGUGAAGCCAUCAGAGUGAUUCAAUUCAUUGCUGAUUCAUCUGGCCCACUCGAAGUAGUUGAAAUGUUUAGCCAAUAACUCAGAUUAAUAUUAAACACUAACGAAUACGCUGAAUCGGUAAGGCCAUGAUGCAUGCAUUUAGCUUUUAAGAGCGACAAGAAAUCCGCACUGUUACCUAAAUCGAAUAAACCCUGAUUAUGAAAACGUGUAAAUAUUACAGCUAAUGAGAGGUACUGCAACUCUAUGGAUAUGCACAUAUGACUUAUGUAUGUCAAUUUAUGCCACUGAAUUUCCCUUCGUUCAAAAUUGAUCAAUUCGCCACUAAGAAUAUUGUAAAUAAUUCGAAUCAGCACUAAAUCGAGAAUUUAUUUAAAGGCUUACUAUGUAAUUUAAACAAAAGAUGAACUAUAUUGCAUACAUGCAUAUGUGCGCCUAUUUGUAAUUAGUUUUUUAUGAAUAAAUUGUUUUGUAAACCCCAACAUAGCAAAUAAUUAAAUGAUAAUUAAACGCAGCAUGUUAGCUGAUACUUAGCUAAACUAUAAAUAUACAUAAAACAUGAAUUCAAUUAACACGGGGAGAAUCUCCUGAAUGUUAAGAGCAUACAUGAAUAUAUUAAUGAGCUGUUAAGGACAACGUAAUAACGGUACACAUAUAUAAAAAGCGACGCAGCCAUAACCAAUGUUAAAUACAUACAGACACGAACAGACAUGUUAUCACUCUCUCACAACCCCCCUCCCCAUUCACUCCAAUACUAACGUACUGCAAGGAUAUGGGCUAUGACGCUGCAUAGUCAAUCCGAAAUAUUGUAAGAAUUUAAAAGAAUUGUGGA